UUCGACCUCUUACUGUUCAUUUCACUCUGUUUGGGGUAAUUGGGUUCUCUGGCGUGUCCUCUGAACUUGGUGUCGGGGAUGAAAAGCUCCAAUUUUGAGGAUAAAUGAGUCUUGGUGUUCGAAGAACCAGCCUUUUCUCUUCGGCUAUAUGUGUUCAUUUGACUAAGGUGGAAUCGACUCUUCUUGGAUCGAGUUUCUCUGGAAUCUUUGAACAUUCAGUUGAAAGCAGAGGAUUUUGAAAGAAACGGCCUGCCAUUAAUGCAUAAUAGUUAGUUGCAGGUGUGAAAUGGAAAAUAAAAUCAUAUGCCUUCCUGGGAAAAAGGGUUUAAUGAAUAGCUUGUGCAAAGAUAGGGAAUUAUCAGAUGAUAACUCUUCAAAAUUUUCUGAUUCACAACCAAAGAAGUUGAUCAAAAGAGCGAACUCACAAAGGACCGUAGUUAUAGAUGUUAUCCAGUCGCAAGCUAACAAAGCUUUCUUGAAGGAUAUAUUCUUCCGACGUGUUCAUGGAUUCAACCACAGGAUACCAAGGCAUGUGGUGAGUGUAGAUGAGAAAUAUCUUCGCCGCUGCCUAGAAUAUAUACACAUGAGUGCAUUGAAAGCAGGUCACUGCAAUACACCCGUGAAUUUAGGAUACACAAACACGGGAAUUUUGUCAGAAAGCUAUGCUGACUUGAUUCGUGGGGAUGCUUGUGAUUCAGGUGAGCUAUUCUUUGAAUGUCCUGAAGCAGCUGGGACUAGGAAUGGAGGUAUAAAUGAUCAAGCUUCAGAACACUGGACUAUAGGUACAGUGAUGGGGAGUAAGAGUAUGAUAAAUAUAUUGAGUAAUCCUCUGUUUCACCAGUUUCAGCAUUCAGAUAGCAAUAACAGGUUCAGCAGGAUGAAUUUAACUGAUGAUAAAGGGUUUCUAUGCUAUGAUUUCACGGACUCUCCUAGUGGUUUGAGUAUCUCCUCACAUAAACUAGAAAAGGAAGCACCGAUGAUGAAAAGCCACAAGUUUUGCUCUGCUUCUGCUAAUAGAAAUAUGGCCUCUACUUCCAGCUCAGGCUCUACUUGUUCUGACCAGCUAUCAUCUACUUUUCCUAUUCCUUCUCAUGCAAUGCUUCGAUGCAAAUGGAGGAAAGGAAUUCCUCAUUUUGUAUUUUCUACAGAUGAUCAAAAGGAGGUCUAUAUGGCCAUAUUGAGAAAGGUAGAUCCAGCAGAUGUUAAGGCUUUGGACUAUGUAUACUUGUUCUAUAGGAAAAGGGGUGGCCAAAAGGGCUGUCAGAUCCCUGACAAUGAUUUGCAACUCGUUGGCAAGAUGAAUGUAUCAACAACUUCUACACUUGGCCCAAACAAUUAUAAAGUUUUAGAAACUGCAUUUGUGGUAUUUGGUAACAAUGAAAAUCAUGACAGAGAGAUAUAUGCUUCAAGUCAUACUCAAAGGAAGAACAAGGGGUUGUCAAAGGUGUCACAAGUAUUCAGAACUAGUCCAUCAUCAAAACGCAGAGCUCUCUCAAACUUUGGCGGAUCUGGUGCCAUAGUGGAAAGUUGUCCUUUGAAGUCAUAUGCGCUACGUGAGAAUGAUGUAAUAGAAACUAAUGUUCCACCAAAUUUUGAGUUGGCUGCUAUUGUUGUGAAAGAUCUUCUUCCUUAUGGCAGGCCUGGCAAGGUAGGAGGUUGGGGUUUAAAUUUUCUCAACAAAUCUGGAGUCAAGCAAACUACAUUGCCUUCUGAAAGUAGUCAAAAAACCAGUGAUUGCUUGCCUGGCAUGAACAUUCUAAUACCAGCAGGCCAACAUGGUGGCCCAAGAACAAGAAAAGGCGGCCCGUCUAGCCUGAUAGAUCGAUGGAGAUCUGGGGGCUGUUGUGACUGUGGUGGCUGGGAUGAGGGUUGCCCUCUGACAGUACUCCAGAGGAGAUCGUUUGAAAGAGAUUUUCUCCCUCAAGUAGAUAUGCAAGGAGAGUGCAAGUCAGUUGAUUUAGUUAAGCAGGGAUCAGGCGAGGUCAGCUCCACUUUGAGGAUGGAGAAAGUUCAUGAUGAUUUGUAUUAUAUUCAUUUUCAACCACUCUUGUCGCCACUGCAAUCUUUGUCCAUCGCCGUGGCAAUAGUUCAUUCACAGAGUCCUACUCUUCGGCCAGCCAGUGGACAGGAUCUGUGAUAACUAAAGUCAGGAAUUGAAGUUAUUUAGUCAGUCAUAAUUCUUUUAAUUGUAUUAUAAUAGAAAUUACUGAGAAGAUUUAGGAGUUUAUACAAGAAUCAGGCUUUUACUCCUU
Messenger RNA from Neltuma alba, 2252 nucleotides. RefSeq lists its product as uncharacterized. Bases 287 to 2137 code for a protein of 616 amino acids. Lineage: Eukaryota; Viridiplantae; Streptophyta; Magnoliopsida; Fabales; Fabaceae. The transcript is spliced from 3 exons. The record is from RefSeq and is a predicted model, not a curated record.